UACUAAAGUGAAAUCUAUGGUAGAAUGGUAUUGUACUUUCGUACAUGUUACAACAUUAUAUUCAUAACUUACCUGCGAUUAUAGUUUUAGUUAUAUUGUUAUAGUUCGUAUAUUCAAUUUUCUACUUUGGAAUCAUACAAAAUAUGUAUACAUUAUAACAUUAAAUAUGUGGUUACUAUUAAUUGCUUCAGUUAUUAUGAUAUAGUAAAAUAUUUUCCACAAUUCGUUGUGAACAUGAAAAGUAUAACCACAAUUCGUCUCCUAGGAAGUUUUACAUUAGCCUGCUGUAGUGCAGCAUUUACAACUUUAUUGUACAAUUAUUUCCACCAAGAAGAAACAGAAGUGUUAUUUUUUUAUGGAACUCUGCCACUUUGCAAUCUUCACCGAAAUAUAACAACUAUAACAACCACGAUUCAAAACAAUGAGUGCUUUCAGUGCAAACUAAACAUAAUUAUUGGAUGGCUGAACAAAUCAAAAAAAACUUUGGACAUCUGUAUGUACAUGUUAAAUCAUGAAUUGCUGUCAAAUGCAGUUAUUGAUGCUUAUAAGCGUGGAGUUAGUGUCAGGAUAAUUCUAAAUGAAGAUAAUCUCCAAACUACAUGGAAAAUGGGUAAUAUAGGUAUCUUAAAAAGAGUUAAUAAAGGUAAACAUAAUGAACAUUUAAUGCACCACAAGUUUGUUAUUAUUGAUAACAAAAAAGUGAUCUUGGGAUCUCUGAAUUGGACUAAAGUGUCUGUUCGAGCAAAUUGGGAAAAUAUAUUCAUUACAAACAAUUGCGAAUUAGUUAAUCCAUUCAGACAAGAAUUCCAAAGGUUAUGGAAACAAUUUAAUUAGUUAUAGAACCAUUUGUUAUAAAUUAUAAUUUAUAAAAUGUACAAUUUAUUAUAAU
Molecule: messenger RNA, 889 nt
Organism: Acyrthosiphon pisum (pea aphid)
Lineage: Eukaryota; Metazoa; Arthropoda; Insecta; Hemiptera; Aphididae
Product: mitochondrial cardiolipin hydrolase-like
Exons: 2
Coding region: 235-834 (199 amino acids)
Molecular function (GO): RNA endonuclease activity producing 5'-phosphomonoesters, hydrolytic mechanism
Source: RefSeq, a predicted model, not a curated record